UCCCAGCUGAUCACAGCAACGAACAACAACGAAGAACAAUGACGACAAAAACGGUCCUCGUCCUGCUCAUCAUAUCAUGUCUAGCAGUGGUCAGUUCUCAAGGUUACGCAGAGGUGUACUGUGGGCGACGACUGGCCUCAGCCCUGGCUCUGCUUUGUGAUUAUAAACUGAUCAAGAGGUCUGAAACCCAUCACCGUAUGCUGCAAGAGGACUCCAGCUUGCCGUGGAUCGAAGCAGACAGCGCGCAUAGUCUCGGCAGGAAGAAGAGGCAGGUUGCGUCAGAGUGCUGCGAUAAACCUUGCACUAUCGAUGAGUUAUUGUCGUACUGCGGUAAUUGAACUGUUACAAUGACAAGGCAUUCGAUUUCAAUUGUAAAUAAAAUGUGUGUAAUUAAUGUAACUACUUCUUCAAUAAAAUAAGUACUUAUACAAA
This is a messenger RNA of Melitaea cinxia (Glanville fritillary), 432 nucleotides long. Its product is annotated as bombyxin A-3 homolog. Gene Ontology annotation, cellular component: extracellular region. The transcript has a single exon. Gene Ontology annotation, molecular function: hormone activity. NCBI's taxonomy places the organism in Eukaryota, Metazoa, Arthropoda, Insecta, Lepidoptera, Nymphalidae. The record is from RefSeq and is a predicted model, not a curated record. The coding region runs from base 39 to 338 and encodes 99 amino acids.